AUGGAAAAAGGAAGAAAGAAGGAAAAAAGGUAAGACAGAUGAGGGGGAGAAGGAUGGAAGGUUAGACAAAACUAGUAGGGAAGGAAGGGAUGUAAGACAGAAGUGUAAGAGAAGAAAGAAAGGGUAGAAGUAAUAAAGGUAAUGCAGAGUAAGGAGGGAAAAGGGAGCAAAGAAGGAAAGGUAAAACAGGAGGGAGGGAAGGAAGAGAGGAAACAUGGAAGGGAGAUUAGAAAAAGGGUGGAGGGAAGGAAGGACUAAAAUAAUGAAGGCAGGAAGAAAGGACGUAAAGAAGGAAAUAAAGAAAACUCCUCUGAUCGCUUUGACGUUGUUGUCAAAAUAACUCAAAGCUCAGCCCACCCAUCAUUCCUCACACACUCACGCGCCUGUUGAUAAGAAGUUGAGUACCAGACUGAGGAGGAGGAGGAGGCUCCUCCACUCUGAGAGGAUGAAGAUCUGCAGCAAAAACUGCCGAACAGACUCUCCGUCAUGACCAAAUAUGUAGGUGCGCAUCCUUCCUAAGGCCGUUCCUGUGAGGUUGGGGGUCUCACACUCAAAGAAAACAAUGUGGACCUCACUGCCUACCAUCCUUCUACUUUCUGUUUUUUUCCUCUAUGGAUGUCAGAGCGCUUCAGGAUUCGUCUGCCCGAGAAUCUGCCAAUGUUUCUCCAACUCUAUCAGGUGCAACAACGUGACAGAAGAGUCGGUUCUGACGAGGGAGCACAGAGAUAAAAGACUGUAAGUUCAACAUUCAUUCUACAGCACAGACCGGAUGAACUUCGCUGUGGUGCGUAAAUGGCUCGAUGCAUUAUGAAACAUUUAAAGAACAGUGAGCCUGACCUGCCCUCAAAGUUAAUUAAGACUUUUUUAUCUGGUAUGAAAACAGUUAUUUCUUAUGUGUGCCUUUGUAUUCGUCAGAGAACCCCGUCCGAUAAAGACUAGCCAUGCGCAAUUACGCACGUCUGAAACGUGCAGACAAGCUACUUGGGUGCCCGUCACACUUUUUAUGACUCUAAAAGAGAAUGGUCCAUUACGUAGAAAAAAUAAACUCUUCUCUAUCAGACGAGGACUAAGUUUGUUUAAUUUGCCUAAAUAUUUUCUUAACUUUGUUUUUAACGUCAAAAAGGACAUGUUGGUCGACUGACACCGUUUUGAGACCAGGAUGGGUACUUUAUGAAAGAUGAUCUUGCAAUAUCCCAUUACAGAUUUCAAUAUUGUGGUAACAGAAAGAGUUUGAGCAGAUUGUGCAUUACUGUUUCAAUGCAUUAACUUCUGUCGUUAAAUGUCCCAAAACAUGCUGCAUGCUUUUUUUUUUUUGCCAACAUACUUAUCAGCAGAAAGAAGUGCAAUAAUAAGUUCUCAUAUUUUAAAACAAGAAAAAUGUUUUGGCCCGUACUGCAGACUGAAGGGCAUUUCUUCAGAGUGAUGUCUAUAUUUUGAUUCAUGCUUAAGUGCUGUAGCCACCACAUUAUGUUGUUUAAAAAAAGAAGAGCCUGCAUGAGUGUGGCUUAAUUACCUGUGAAGAAAAUGUCAAGUUGAUCUCACACAGUCAGGUUAUCCUCUCAGCGUUAAAGUUUCUGAGUGUCAGAGAUCAUGUGUGAGUCUUGGUGUAUGAUAAUUGGAAAUAUUGCAUAAUCAGAAGAUGCCAAACCACAUUCUGUAUAUAUUACAACAGCAUGGCUCUGUAGUAGAAGAGUUCAGGUGCUAAACUGACCUGCCUUGCCUUUUUUUCAGGUUUCUCUACGACUUGCCUUUGCAAACUAUUUCCAGUCACUCUUUUGGUGGUUUGAGAGGAGUCCAGAGGAUGUAUGUAUCUUUAUUUCCAUCCACUUACAAACUUUAACCGUAACCUCAAAGAUUUUUAAUUUUAAUUUUCACUUGUCUGCCUUUUUGUCUGCCUUCAGAUCAUUGAACUCCAGCUGCAGUGCAUAAGAUUAAAUGCCUUUUAGAGCAACAAUGAGUCUUUGCAUGAUAUCAAAUAUAAUAUUACGAAUCCCUUUGACAGAAACCGCUCGUGUUGUGUAAAUACUCCAAACAUCAGUCUGUAUUUUCUUGUCAGCGCUGAAUGUUUGCUUGGAUUAAUUUUGUUGCUUUUGUUUCUGCUCUUUUAUGCAGUGAGAUCACUCAGAGUGUAACCCUGGAAACUAUUGAGACUUUAGCGUUUAAUUACCUCCCCAGCCUCUCUGAAAUGUACGUCUUUUUAAACCCAGUCGAUAAAUCUUUAUUAUUGUUAUGAAUCUGUAUUUUUACUGAUGUAUUCAUUCCGUUCUUUGCAGCUCAAUCCAGAACACCAGGAGUAUGCGGCUCGCUGAACAAAAGGCAUUUAACAACCUUCCCAAACUGCGUUACCUGUGAGAGCAAGUCUGUGACAAUUUUAUAUUUUAAAUCCUGCAGAUGCAUAGUAGAUGGAGCCAUGGUUACCUCCAAAAUCUGGAGAUGAUUUCGCCCUUAAUCUGUGAAAGUGUGUCUCAUAUAUGAUCUGAGUCUGGAUAUUGUCAGACGCCACAUUUAUGGAGUCUUCGUGGAGCUUGACAAAGUAGUUUUUCUCUUGUUCUUUAAGAUGGUUUAAUGUAUAGUUUGACAAAAACUAAAUAAAGAAAGUAUUUCUGUCAGAUUAAAUCUAACUGGAGUCAAGCUUGAUCUCAAAUUGCUGAAAAAAAAUCAUCACAAAAUGGCUUUAUCUAUCUUUUGCUAAAACAGGAGCGUCGCAAACACGGGGAUCACGGUGUUUCCUGACAUUACAUCCAUCAACUCUCUUGAAUCAGAGUUUAUCUUGUGAGUAUUUUCAUCUUUCAAUAUAAAGAGGAUAAAAUUCAUCAUACAUGCAUUAGAUUCUUUUUGCAUUUUUAAUGAUUUUUUAUGCUUUUGCAGGGACAUCUGUGAUAACCUGUAUCUCCUGGAAAUACCUCCAAAUGCCUUCAUAGGGUUGACAAAGGAGUAUGUUACAAUGUAAGUCAUGUGGUACUUUCUUUUUCCUUAUGUGAUGAUUAGUUCUGGAUGAAAUCGAAAUAGCUUUGUUUGUCACCUCUUGACUGAUGGCAGGAACUUGUACAACAACGGCAUCAGAGAAAUACACGACCACGCCUUCAAUGGAACAAAGAUAGACAAGCUGUAAAUCCAUUUAUUUGCUUUUUCUGAUUUAAUAAGUUUGGUUUUCUGUUCUCAAAGCAUUAAAUUUUGGUGUCAUCAUCCUGAUUUUUAUGACUUUAGGGUGUUAAAGAACAAUCGUAACCUCAGAGUGAUCCACAGAGAUGCUUUCAAAGGCGCCACAGGCCCUGGAGUUCUGUAAGUGGUAAUUUCGUUAGUUUUUGUUUUUUUUUUUUCCAAAUGGGGGAUUCUAUUAGUUUGUUUCUCAUUUUUAGGCCAGAAAGGGAGAAAGAUUAGUAGAAUAUUUUUUUUAUAUCUGCAUUAAUACUAAGAACAAAAGAGGAUCUAGAAUGGAUCCCUGAGGAACACCUUUUCUAACGCCGAGGGGAUUUUGCUUCAGAUUUUGACAACUUUUACAUGAGAAGAUAUCAGUUAGUAGACAAACUGAAAAGGUGUAAUUCAGUGAAUUUUAUGCUUUAGUGUCCUAUCAGUUCUUAUUGUCGUCUGCUAUUUUCCAAUCUUAAUUCAGGGAUGUGUCUGCAACAGCUCUCAUCAAGUUACCAGCUCACGGACUGGAGUCAGUUCUGGUCCUGUUAGCUCAGUCGGCAUACGCCCUGAAGAGUCUUCCUCCUCUGCAAGGACUGUGGAGCCUACGUGAGGCUCAUCUCACCUACAACAGUCACUGCUGUGCUCUGCUGAGCUGGAACAACCAGAGGUUACUUACACUCUGCACUUAACAGUUUAAUUGAGUGUAAAUGUGUGUCCAUCUGAAUUUUAUUUUCCUAACAAAACAUGAAAACUUCAUCCCAGAAGAAGCUUUUUUAGUGUUUUACAUGUGAUUUUUGCAUGAUUUCUAUCCUCCUCUUUAGGGACCAUACUAUUAAUCCUGCAUGGACUAAUGGUUCUACAUACUGUGAUGAGAGUGACCCAUCAGCAAGGUAAAAAAACAUCACUUCUCUUUCUGAAUAAAGACUUUGUGGGGAAUGAAAUCAAAGGUUUUAUUUGCAGCUUCAAAAUACAAAAAUACAAAAUACCCUUAAUUCAUACUUUCUGCAUUAAAUACUAUGGAUUUGAAGUAACUGCAAAGUAAACCUUUCGUAUGAUUUGCUCAAAUAAUGCAAUAAAUGACCAAUCAGGAAGAUGAACAAUGACAUGUUAAAAUAGACAGAACCUGUGCAAGAAGGCCAUGCCUGUAAGACCUGGUAAUUUUUCCUCUCCUUGAUCCAUUAUACUCAGUGAACAUCCUAGUGUAAACCACAAAAGGCUGGAGUUCAGUGGGUGCAAACUGGUUGUGACAAAGUGUUUCUUUGGCAGCCUUGGAUAAAAAAGUGUUGGAUGAUUUUGCCUUGAGAUCUAUGGGUUAUAAAAAAAGGAAUUUGUUUUACUAAGAGCUUAGGUUUUAAAUGUUUUCCUCUCUUUGCUCUUGUCCUUCAAAAUCAGGGUUCAGCGUGUGGUUGGAGGCUCAGCAGAUGGGACCCCGUUUGCAGAUGUGCCGUUUUUCUACGAUUUUGAUCUUUUGAUGGACGACGAAGCCUUUGGGGAGGUGAAUUUCCACUAUCCGGAGCUGGACUUCUGUCAAACCAGACCCACUUUGAUUUGCACGCCUGAAGCGGACGCUUUCAACCCCUGUGAGGACAUCGCAGGUUUCAGUUUCCUCAGGGUUGCCAUUUGGUUCAUCAACAUCCUGGCCAUCACAGGAAACCUGACAGUGCUGCUGGUCUCCCUCUGCAGCCGCAACAAGCUGACCGUGCCUCGCUUCCUCAUGUGCCACCUGGCUUUUGCAGACCUCUGCAUUGGGAUCUACCUCCUCCUGAUCGCCAUCGUGGACCUGCGCACUCAAGGUCACUACAGCCAGCAUGCUAUCGAGUGGCAGACGGGACCUGGAUGCAGCGCUGCGGGAUUCCUAUCUGUGUUUGGAGGGGAGCUGUCAGUCUACACGCUGUCCUCCAUCACCCUGGAGCGCUGGCACACCAUCACCAACGCCCUGCAGGUGGAGCGCCAUCUUGUUCUCACACAGGCAGCCAGUAUAAUGCUAGCUGGUUGGCUAAUCUGUGUGGGGAUGGGGGUCCUGCCUCUGAUUGGCGUGAGCAGCUACGCCAAAGUUAGCAUGUGUUUACCCAUGGACAUCGAGACUCCUCUGGCUCAGGCCUUCAUCAUACUCAUCCUCCUCUUCAACGUGGGUGCAUUUGUUGUCGUGUGUACGUGUUACGGGCUCAUCUAUCUGGCCGUGAAGAACCCAGACUUCCCCAGAAGAAGUGCCGACACAAAGAUCGCGAAGCGCAUGGCCGUGCUCAUCUUCACAGAUUUCCUCUGCGUGGCGCCAAUCUCCUUCUUCGCCAUCUCUGCUGCGUUCAAGCUCCCUCUCAUCACCGUGACAAACUCCAAGAUCCUGCUGGUCCUCUUCUUCCCUAUCAACUCUUGCGCCAAUCCCUUCCUUUACGCAAUCUUCACCAAGGCUUUCAGGAAGGACGCGUACCGGCUCUUGAGCACCAUGGGCUGCUGUAAAAACAAGGCUGGUGUUCAUCACAUGAAGGCCUCCAGAAACGCCGCCAAGAGCAAUCUAGGAUCUCAGGAACGCUCAGGACCAGGAGUGAGACCGGGUGCUGUGUCGCAGCACCUGAAGGAGGAGGGAGAACUCACCUGA
This is a messenger RNA of Xyrichtys novacula (pearly razorfish), 5728 nucleotides long. The record is from the annotation of a GenBank genome assembly. Lineage: Eukaryota; Metazoa; Chordata; Actinopteri; Labriformes; Labridae.